GUUUUCCUCUUGUUGCUCUCGGUCAGUGUGUUUACUACUCUACGCAAGGAGCAUUGGCUGGCAAGUGGCUGUGUGAGAGUGUGCAAGUGAGGAGUGUGAGAGCGAACACAUGGCUUAUGUUUGUGAGCUCCCGACAACUUUUGCAGAUAACUGUUCUUACAACUACAACGGUUACUGCUACACAUUCAGCUCGUCAGCCCAAACAUUUAUUGGUGCACAAAGCACGUGCGCACAAAGCGGCGGAAGCCUUGCGUCAAUACAUUCUGCAAAUGAAAACCGUUAUAUUACCACUUUCGCCUCAGAAGAUUUCUAUUAUAUUGGAGCAGUAUGGAAAACUGACUACAGUCUCCGUUGGAUGGACGGUUCUGCGUGGAAUUACAUCUGGCUUCUGGUACGGUGACGAUUGUAGUUAUAGGAGAGAAUAUGUAUGCAAGCGAGAAGCUGGUGUGCAAUACACAACUGUUCCACCGCCAGCCACUGUCACACCAAACCCUGCAAACCCAUCAAAUUGCAACGCAGGACUACUAAUGUCUACUGGAGUAUUCACUUCUCCAAACUAUCCACAAAAUUACUUCAACAACGAAAACUGCACUUAUCAACUUUCAACACUUGGAUCGUACAGGAUUAAUUUGAGUUUUACUAGCUUCCACACGGAAGGUUAUUAUGAUGUUGUUUCGGUGUACGAUGGACCUACAACAAACUAUCCAAGUUUGGGUCGUUUCUAUGGGUACCAAAAUCCUAUUUACGUGACAUCGAGUGGAAAUAAUAUGCUUGAAACGUUUACAUCAAAUGAAGCAACCGUUUUCCAAGGAUUCACUGCAAGAUUUUACUCGGUUGUCUACAGAUCGUAA
This is a messenger RNA of Caenorhabditis elegans, 851 nucleotides long. Lineage: Eukaryota; Metazoa; Nematoda; Chromadorea; Rhabditida; Rhabditidae. The record is from the annotation of a RefSeq genome assembly.